AUGGGAGUUUGUUUAAGCGCUCAAAUCAAAGCUGAAACUCCUUAUAACACUGGGUUAAAUUCAAAGAAUUCUGCUUCAGCUGGAAAUGAUCUGAGCAGCUCAAACAGUAAGGUUUCAGCUGCAUCAGUGCCUCAGACUCCUCGGAGCGAAGCUAAACCUGGUACUGGAAUUGUUAUUGCUGUUAAAAGACUUAAUCUUGAAGGCUUCCAAGGUCACAGAGAGUGGUUGGCCGAAGUCAAUUAUCUUGGACAGUUUUCUCAUCCUCAUCUGGUGAGAUUGAUUGGUUAUUGCCUUGAAGAUGAACACCGCCUUCUUGCCUAUGAGUUUAUGCCCCGUGGAAGCUUGGAGAAUCACUUGUUCAGGAGAGGAUCAUAUUUUCAACCUCUUUCUUGGAGCUUGCGUCUGAAGGUUGCUAUUGGCGCUGCCAAAGGGCUUGCGUUUCUGCACAGUGCUGAAAAUAAAGUGAUAUAUAGAGAUUUCAAGACUUCAAAUGUCUUGUUGGAUUCGGAUUAUAAUGCAAAGCUUUCUGAUUUCGGGUUGGCAAAGGACGGUCCAACCGGUGAAAAAACUCAUGUCUCCACCAGAGUGAUGGGAACGUAUGGAUAUGCAGCCCCUGAAUAUCUAGCCACAGGUCAUCUUACUACUAAGAGUGAUGUCUAUAGUUUCGGAGUUGUCCUGCUUGAAAUGUUAUCCGUCGGCUCGAAGGGCAGUAUUCAGCUGACGAGUCCUUCAAGGUUGCCACCCUUGCUGUACGAUGCCUAUCAACCGAAUCCAGGAAAUCAAAAGCGUUAUCGGAGAAAAAGUGCUGAUGAUGUUAGCCAUGCAAAGAAUAACACAUCGAAGAGUCACAAUGCUUAUCCGCGUAUCACGUUGUCUCCUCUCUAUACAUGA
Messenger RNA from Vicia faba (fava bean), 891 nucleotides. Lineage: Eukaryota; Viridiplantae; Streptophyta; Magnoliopsida; Fabales; Fabaceae. The record is from the annotation of a GenBank genome assembly.